AUGCAGAGUCGUGUGUCUUGUCUGGAGGAGGAGCUGUCUGUGAAGACUGGGACAUUGAAGUCGAUUCAGAAUGAAAUGGUGCAAAGCAAGAAGGAGCUCACUGCCAGGGAUCUCAGCCUGCAGAGAGCUCGCGACGAGCUUAGCCUGGCACACACACGCAUGACCCAGGAGAGUGAACGGGCAUCAGGAGCUGAGCAAAGGCUGAAGCAGUUACAAGAGGAGCUAAAGUGUCAGAGGCAAAAUGCAGAGAGCAGCCGACUGCAACACCAACAGCGCGCUAAGGAGCUGGAGAAACAACAUCAGAGGGACUUGACAGAGCUUCAGAAGGAGAGGCACUGUCUGGAGAAGCAGCAUCAGCAGGAGGUGAAUAAGCUCAACCAGGAGCUCCAGCAGGCCAGGGCGCUCCACAAUGCCCUGCAGGCCCAGGCUGACAAGCAGCUGCUGAGUCAUAAUAUCCUCUAUCAGUUGUCUCUACAGAAACAAGCAUUGGACAAAGAGUUGGACACGCUGAAAGAGAAACUGAAGUGGACGGAGAAACAGCUGCUGGAUAGCCAGAAGAAAGAAGCACAGACACAAGUCAAACUGACGGAGGCAGUGCGCGAGGCGGAGGGUGUGGCACUGAGUCUGGAGCAGAGCAGGAAGAGGGAGCAAGGUCUAGAAGAAGAGGGGAGGAGACUGGCAGAGGAGAAAGCCGACGCCCUGCGUCUCCUCAAAGAACUACAGGAGCAAAAAGCUGCACAAGCACCCCCUCUACAACCUGUGCAGUUUUGCCCUGUUGGCCAGAGUUUCUCCCCUCAGCCUUCUUACGCUCUUCAUCCUCGACCGUCAGCUCACACCAAGAGGCCCACCGCUACCACCCGAGCAGAGCAGAAGAAGGAAGAGGAAGAGGGCGUGGAUGAAAGGAGGGCAGAGAUUACAGCAUCUUACCCUUCUGACAGAGAGCCAGGAGAAGGCAUUGACUCUGAACACAUCACUGUCCUUAUCUCCACAGAGUCUGAGAGUUUACAAAGGGGAGGAAACAGAAGAAAAAGAAACGAGGAAGAGAACAAGAGCAGAAAUGAGGAGAUAGAGUGUGACAGCUCUGGGAUGAAGAAGCACUCCACAUUUGAUCAUGUACCCUCAAGUUCCUCUCAUUCUACUACUGAUGUUCCCAGCAACACCUCUAUGGACGAAACAACACCUUCGCUCAAGCCCAAGCAGGGCAAAGCCUCUGAAGACCUCCAGAGGGAGAAUGCCAUGCUGCGUUCAGAGAUAAAAGAUGUGCGCGAAGAACUCCAGAAACGACUGGAGGACCUUGAAGCCCAACGACGGGCUGAGGCAGAAGCCAGGACCCGGCUCAAACAGCUCAGCCGCAAACAUGCCAGUCAGGCUGUGGAGAAGGAGGAACAAGACAAGGAAUGGAGAGCAGAGCUGGAGAAACGAGAAGAGAGAAAGAGAGAGGAAGAGGAGAGGAACCAAAUAAUGAACACAGACAUAGAUGUAAAGAAGGAGCUGAGCACAAAACUGGCAGAACUUGAAGCUGAAUUGGAAGAAUUAAAGCGCAACAGAAAAGAAGACUCACUGGAAGAGGAGAAACUGUCAGUUGCCAACAGUCCACUGACAUACCUGACUCUCCAUGAUGAUGAGCUCAACUCCAACAUUGUUCACUGUGGCAACAAACUCCUCCAUUCUCCAGAGCAGCACCUCCUCUUCUGCCAGUCCACCAACCAACUCAACAUGCUUGUUUCUCAGGCGACAGAAAAUCUCAUUCAAGAAGGUCAAACAGUGAUAGAUCCUGAACGUUCACCUCUGCUAGAUGAGGGGCGAACAGGUCAAGUGGCCUCUGACCUGGAAGACACCAGACAAAACUAUAUGGGAGGGUCUUCUCUGUCAGACCAGCAAGAAGCUCUUUCUGACCUCCAGAAAUGUGAGUCUGCCCCCUCAGGUUGGGCAAAAGAGGUGGAGCGUCUGCAGAAGGAGAAAGAAAAGGAGACAGAACGUGCUAAGCAGUACCAGGUUAAACUAGAGGCCCUGCAGAGCCAGGUGACACGUCAGACCCAGCAGCUAACCAUGGCCUUUGAGAAGCAGAGUCAGCACAUCUCAGGCCUUCUAGCUGAGCUACAGGAGAAGGAGAGUGCCCUCCUCAGCCAGGGAGAGGAACUGCAGCGAUGCAAACAAGAGCUGGAUGCAUUCAAGGCUGAAAAAGAGGUCAAAGAGGUCAAAGAGAGAGAUGAGAAGUUGGCGGACACCAUAGAGCUCCAACCGAAGGCGGAAAAGGACUGCGAUGUCACCUUUCACACUACAACCUCACUGGCGGUCGGUGACUCUACUGCACAGAGAGAUGCAGAUCAACCAAAGACUGUGACAUUUGAUGCUGAAACACCAACACCUGUUGGCAGUGAAGAAGACAGUGAAGCACUAUUGUUAGGGGAACAGCGUCCAGGCUCUGUAGACUCAAACAAGACUGACAGUAACCAUGACUCCGCUUGUGUAUUGGAAGACACUGAGUGCGUUCAAGAUGGAGCAACAGAAGACGUGGUUGCAGAACUGCUCGCUCUGCAACAGGAGAAUCGGCUGCUGAAACAAAAAAUAGUAGGCUUCACCGUCUCAGACACCAGCAGCCUGGCAUUACAGACUGUAAGUGAAAACCAAGAAGAUCCAUUCAAGCAAAGCCAAAACGCAGGAAAUGCUGUUGUGUUCUGCUUGACGGAGCAGAGGCCACCUAGUGAGCAGAAUGACAUCACCGCUGAGGGCCAGGAGUCGCUACUGCAGAAUGAGAGGAGGAGGAGGGAAGAUGAAGGAGGAGAUUUAAAAAGGGAAGCUAAAAAGACAACAAGGGGUGAAGAAGAGCUGGAUGAAGUAUCUCAGCUUCAUGUCAACCACCUAGAGGAACAGGUGGUGGCACUGCAGAAGAAGGUUCGGGCUCUCUCUGAGAAGACCCAGCAGCAAGCUGAGGAGCUUGUACUGUGGAGACUGGCCUCCCAAACAACUCCAACAUUUGACCCGUUGCUUCCCAACAAAGAUAACCAGGACAGGAGCUCUGCUGUCAGACAAUCCCACUCAAACCAGGAGCAGACUGAUGAGAUGACCCACAGCCAGGGUCUGACUCUGACUGGCCAGGCUCAGUCGCCCACACAGGGUAUUCAGGAGAGCACUGGUAAUGUAACAGUCAUCAGAGAAGAUGAGGUACUCCUCUCCUCCUCUUCCAACAAGCUGCAGGGCCGCAUGUUAUUCUCCAGACUGCAGCACAGCAACCUUCCUGAACCAAAGAGUUUCCACUCCUCUAAAAAGACUGCAGCACUUCAGGAAUACAAUCAGGACACUGCCAAGAUCGACAAGGAAUCUGAAAAAGAAAACCAGGAGAUCAUCGUAUUACAAUGGUCAGACACCUGUCCAACACAUCACAAAGACAAGAGAGACAAUGAACUCAUCCAAAUGUCAUCAGAGAAAACGGGUCAACAACACGUUACCAAAGAUCUCCAUAAAGUCUCAGGGCUAAAUAAGACCAAAACAACAGAGUGUCACCCAGGGAAUCCUGAAGCCAAACCCAACGCUUCCAGAGCAACUAAUGAAAUAAACACCAAUGAUUCUUCAGACAGCGCUGUUAGGACAGAAAUGAAAAGUGUCUGCAGUCAAACAGAGGAGAUAUUUUAUUCUCGCAGUGCUCCAACGGCAUCCGAACUCCACUGCGCUUACACACAGACGGAGGAAGAAGUGGAUGAAGAAGAUAUAGUGGACUCCCCUCCUGUCUCCCCUGUCCCACUAUUGGAAGGAGCAGAGUCAGCAGACAAAAUCUUGUUUUCAGGUUCCUUCCCUAUCCCUGCUGACCCAGCCCGUCUGGCUGAAAGAAUCCGCCGUAACAGGACGCAGCUGUCAGCCGCCUUUGACGACACAGAGUAUGAACCUUAUGGACUGCCGGAAGUUGUCAUGAAAGGUUUUGCCGACAUCCCAAGUGGUGCCUCAUGUCCUUACAUUGUGAGAAGAGGUUUGUUAGGGACAACUGUCGUACCUGCUCCUCAGAAAGACCUGAGACAGGAGGAGGAGACGGAUUAAAACGCAGCUACAGGUCUGGUGGGACUGAACUGAACAGAACUGAUCACUGCGGCAGCUCCACAGGGACACUCCAGUCACCAGCAACCUGAAGCAGUUCAGACCUUCAAACCAACACAGGAUCAGUUAAAAAAGUGCUGUAGUCACCCACGGACCUCUAUACACAUGUGUUCAGGUAAAGGGUCCUGCGCUGGCAGAAUAAACACCUCCACUGUGGAUCUAAAAUGUCUUAAUGGUCACUAGUUUAUUCUCUAAUUGCUGUGUGGAGACUUUGCUAUCCAUCAUGAUUCAGUGACUUUACACCCACCUGAAUAUUUAGGUGCAGAGGUGGUGAUUUAGUGAUGUUUCUUGAUGUUUCUUGAAGUUAACGACCACUUUUCCAAAGGGACUGUUUAGUUUUUAGUAACUUAUGGGUCUAGCCUCAGCCUUCUUUGAAUGAAACAGUGCCUACUUGACCUUUUUCUAAAUAAGCACUUGUCUAGAUAAGUUUGACUUGUUGUCAAAAGGGGUGACGCCAAGACAGGCCUGUUGUGAAAAUGUGAUGUAUAAUUUUUUCAUUUUAAUUCUUGAGGUGGCUUAUUUAUGGACACUUGAAUGUGUGUUAUUAGAGGACAACUGUUUACAAAAAAUGUGUGAAACCAUAGUGGACGAGCGUGUGAGACUUUAGCUGUGAAUAUGAACAUGUGUGUUCUCAUCUUGAUGUUACUGUUUGUAUACCCGUGUGUGCGUGUGUGUGUGUGUGUGUGUGUGUGGGGGAGAGAGAGAGAGAGAGAGGGCCGAGCACGUCUAUGACUCAGUCCAACUUCCAUUGGUUUCCGCUCCAUGUAUGGUGAUACACACUGCGCUCCCUCUCUCAUCCUUUUGCUGCUUUGCUUCUCUGUCUUACACUAACGAGUGCUCAUUAGUCAUUAGCUCUGUGAUGAACUUACCACGAACUAAACAUGCAUUUACUUUAUUUUUAUUAGCAGAGCAUGAGAUGAAUUCUGUUGGUUUCUUAUAUUUAAUCAGAUAUAAUUUAUUUGAUUGAUUGACCAUUUUUGGUAGAUUUUGUUUCUUGCACAUUUGUUACUGUGCCAUAGACAACAGUAGGCCACAUGUAUGUACACUGUAGAUUUUGUAGAUGAGUUUGGAGUUCAUGUACAGUUUGUAUUAUGCCCUAUAUCAGAGGAUAAUGACCACUCUGCUUGCCUUUAACGUUUGACUGGAUAGUGGGUUAGUGAAAGGAUAGGUCCACAUUGUUCCAAGUUCUAGUCAAUAGUUCUAGUUCUACCAUACUCACAUGCCCAUAGGUAUGUUGAAAGGGCUACUGGUUGUUGAAAUUGCCUCUCCAGUCUCCUGGCUGCAAAGAGAUCACUUUCUAAAGUUGUUUUGGUGUAAGAGAGAGGGGACAAAAUCCAGUCUUCGUUCUGUAUAGAAAACACACUCUAAACUUUAGUCGCUCAUUUGAAACUUCAACAGUCUGACUUCAGUCCUGGUCACAUCAGAAAGUGGUACAGUGACUGAUCUGCAUGUCUGCAAGAUAUUUGGUCUGGAAGUUUGGUGACGUAAUGACUAUACUGGCCAGUAUAUUAGUCACAACAGCUCCUGGAUUUUCUCUAUUUUCCCUACUGUUCUGUUUAUUUGACAUUUUCUUCACCCUUGUACACCAUUUUGUCCAAUAAAAUAGUUACUGAAGAGGGAAAAUGAAGCUCUAUGAGCUUAGCUCGGUUGGUGAUGGGACAGUAAAUUUUCAGUUUAUUCAUAAGACAUAUUUGUACCAUUCAGUGGCUUGCUCCCCCUUUUUAAUGAUGUUGAAAUUGCUUCAGGAAAUGUUGUCUUGCAGCCCGUAUGGACAGGAGGAACAAUUAAAACAACCAUUUUUUCUUUUAAUAUACGUAAUAGCACGUGUGCAUUGUUUUAAGGAUUACUUACAAAAAUGUAAACCUAUCCAUUAAAACCUUGUUGUGCUGUCUUUAAGUGAUAUUUGAGAUUAUUUAAUAUGAAGGUUUGUAGACACGUAUGUGUUAAAAGU
Molecule: messenger RNA, 6040 nt
Organism: Seriola dumerili (greater amberjack)
Lineage: Eukaryota; Metazoa; Chordata; Actinopteri; Carangiformes; Carangidae
Product: centromere protein F-like
Exons: 13
Coding region: 1-4032 (1343 amino acids)
Biological process (GO): metaphase chromosome alignment; regulation of G2/M transition of mitotic cell cycle; mitotic cell cycle
Cellular component (GO): nucleus; spindle pole; chromosome, centromeric region
Molecular function (GO): microtubule binding; dynein complex binding
Source: RefSeq, a predicted model, not a curated record